Molecule: messenger RNA, 2936 nt
Organism: Poecilia latipinna (sailfin molly)
Lineage: Eukaryota; Metazoa; Chordata; Actinopteri; Cyprinodontiformes; Poeciliidae
Gene: atg9b
Product: autophagy related 9B
Exons: 12
Coding region: 597-2921 (774 amino acids)
Biological process (GO): piecemeal microautophagy of the nucleus; protein localization to phagophore assembly site; autophagy of mitochondrion
Cellular component (GO): phagophore assembly site; autophagosome
Source: RefSeq, a predicted model, not a curated record
GACGCUAAUGGUGUUUUGUUGACAUUUGUUUGUGAAACAAAAAACAGUAGGCACGCGUAUGGGAUCGCUUAUAUCUGUUGGGAAUCAACUAACUGAGAGACUGAAGAGAGAAAAUAGUUACUGAAAGACUUGGAGGUUUUAAAGGAGGUCAUACAAAGACUUAUAUCUCAAACCAAACCAGAAAGAAGAUCAGGAUCAGCAUCAGGACAGAGCAAGUCGGGAACAAAACAAACCGUGUCACCCUGACUACACACGGGCUGAAUCAUUUACAAGCUAACCGGCUGCCACUCUCUCGAUUUUACUUAUCACCUUUUAUAAACGCAACUAGCAUUCAGGACUAAAACUAACGGAGGCAACGCGCACUAAAUUCUUAACUCAAACGCUGUAUUUACGUGUAAUCAUGGUGAUUUAAGGUUAUACAAGCGCUGUCGGUCAGUCUAGCUAGUUAGCAAUCUAAUGUUAGCUUUUCUUACCCUUAUUUGAACUGCUUGAGCUGCUUAUAUUAGCUAGAGAAUGUAGCCUCGGUUCUCUGUCUCUGCUCGUUUCGUGUUAGUGUUUGCUAUAAACAGUUUGGGGUGACUAAAGAAUGAAGCACAAUGGCUAACUUUGAAGCCUACCAGGAGUAUCAGAGAAUUGAGGACUACGAGGAAGACUCUCCACCAGGAGAAGAAGACUUAUUGGUCCAUGUCCCCGAAAGUCUAAAAGACUCAUGGCACCAUAUCAAGAACUUGGAUAACUUCUUUACAAGAAUCUAUCACUAUCAUCAAAAAAAUGGCUUUGCCUGUAUGAUGUUGUCAGAAUUCUUUGAACUCAUUCAGUUUCUGUUUGUUGUCACAUUCACUACAUUCCUUGUCAACUGUGUGGAGUAUGAUGUCCUCUUUGCCAAUCGAGCAGUGAACCACACCGGGCAAGGCCAGAACCCUUACGAAAGAAACAAAGUGACGCUUCCGGAUGCCAUCGUACCAAGCCAGCAGUGCACACAGAGGAUACAAGACAACAGCUGGAUCAUAUUCCUUCUGAUAAUGGCUGCCACCUUCUGGAUCUACCGACUUAUUAAAGUCUUCUGCAACAUUUUGAGCUACUGGGAGAUCAGGCAGUUCUACAUCAAAGCACUGAAGAUUAAAAUGGAUGAACUAUGCAACUUCACGUGGCAGGAGGUCCAGGAUCGGCUCAUCAGUUUGCAGAGGGAACAGCAGAUGUGCAUUCACAAGAAAGAACUGACAGAACUUGACAUCUAUCACCGCAUCCUGCGCUUCAAGAACUACAUGGUGGCCAUGAUAAACAAAUCGCUGCUGCCAGUUCAUCUGCAGCUCCCCCUGCUGGGCAAUGUGGUCUUCUUAACCCAAGGCCUCAAGUACAAUUUCGAGCUCAUCCUUUUCUGGGGUCCCGGCUCCCUGUUUCAGAACAAGUGGAACCUGCACCCUAAGUACAAGCGCAGUGGAAAUCGCCUUGAGCUGGCUCAGAAGCUGAGCAGAGUGAUCCUGCUGAUAGGCUUGGCCAAUUUGCUGCUGUGUCCUUUCAUCCUGGUGUGGCAGGUGCUUUACGCUUUCUUCAGUUAUACUGAAGUGAUCCGCAGGGAGCCCGGAAGUUUGGGCGCACGCCGCUGGUCCCUCUACGGCCGCUUAUACCUGCGGCACUUCAACGAGCUGAACCACGAGCUGCAUGGACGAUUGGGUCGUGGCUACAAGCCCACUUCAAAAUACAUGAACUCCUUCACGUCGCCGCUCCUGACUGUUCUCGCCAAGAAUGUUGCUUUUUUCUCAGGCUCGGUGCUGGCUGUUCUCAUUGCACUGACUGUCUAUGAUGAGGACGUUCUUACAGUGCAGCACAUUCUGACCGCUAUCACUGUGCUGGGUGUAGUUAUCACUAUAACCAGGUCUUUCAUUCCGGAUGAACAUAUGGUUUGGUGUCCGGAGCAGCUUCUGCAGUGCGUGCUGGCUCAUAUCCAUUACAUGCCAGAUCACUGGAGGGGGAACGCAAACAAGAGCGAGACCCGUGACGAGGUGGCACAGCUGUUCCAAUACAAAGCGGUGUUCAUUUUGGAGGAACUUCUAAGUCCUAUUGUUACUCCCUUCAUCCUCAUAUUCCUCCUGAGAAACAAAUCCCUAGAAAUCAUCGACUUCUUCAGGAACUUCACUGUGGAGGUGGUUGGAGUCGGCGAUAUCUGCUCCUUUGCUCAGAUGGAUAUUAGGCGGCAUGGAAACCCAACAUGGAUGUCAGACGGCCAGACGGAGGCGUCUGUAUAUCAACAGGCUGAGAACGGCAAGACCGAGUUGUCCCUCAUGCAUUUCACCUUGAAGAACCCCCGCUGGCAGCCGCCUCAGGAGAGCUCACUGUUCAUCAGCCACUUAAAGGAGAAGGUGCAGCAUGACGCACAGGGUGGGCCUUCAACACAGUUGCUGCUCUCAGAGGCCCCUCUGUGCACCUCGCUGCACUCCAACGAGUCUGGCGCCGGGGCUGAAAGCCUUAUAGCCAGCGUCCUGAUCCACCCCAUCCUCACUGCAUCCGGAUUACCAGGGCGAGACCAUCGUUUCGUCCCGCCCAGCUCUGCUGCAUCUGCCGCAGCCAGUGUCCUGGCCUCUUUGUCCACCUCUCAUCAUGCACAUCCAAGCCGAAGCCGGCCCCAUGUCCUUCUGCCCUCCUCCGUUUACCCUGAGACCACCAUGUACCGCAGCGACCGCACCGUCAUUAACAGCAUGUCUAACAGCGACUCUCGCAUCCGGAGCAAUGCGCUGCACUCAGAGUUUGCCUCAGCAGAGAUGAGCCUUCAUGCCAUUUAUAUGCAUGAGCUCCAUCAGCAGACCUCCCAUCCACAGAGGACCUCAGGACAUUGGCAGAGUUCAGUGCCAAUGAGAGAUCUUCACACAAACACAGGUGAUCUGCUGUUUUUGAGGAAUCAGUUGGUGACCAAUAUUAGCUGAUUUUUCAGCUGAUAU